AUGCCCUCCGGCCAGGCUCGGCCCUUCCUUAGGAGGGGCGCCGGAACCACUAGCAAGUACAAGAUUGAUUACCCCGCUUUGAAGAACAAGAGAGAUCCGCAGGUUUUAGAGGAUGAAAUGAAGCGACCGGAGAUGCACUACGCCUCUUCUCCCGUGCGACAGAGAGGCACGACGACGAUUCACGAGGAGGGCAGCCUGAAGUACAACGAUGCGCCGCGACCGAUGAGCUCACAGGGAGCCGGCAAAACGGACAGCGGACGCGGAAGUCGUGAGGGCACCACGCCGGACGAGAAUUUGAACCCGGCUGCUGAUCAUCAUAGUCCUGGAAGGCUUUUCGGAACACCGGAAUAUCCGCCGUUUCAACUACCCUCACCUCGAGCCAACGAUUCUGGGCUUUCCAAUUCUGUGCUCGACACGCCCGAAGCGAACACCCCGUUAUUGCCAAAGCAUCGCGAAAUGGUCCUGGAUCCGGAUGACACCGGGACAGUGUCACCGACGGCACGAAAGGAACGAGUGGUCAGCUUGAACCUUGUUGAGCCGCCGGUCCUAAGGCCAGUAGAAGACGAUGCAAAGACGGUGGCCUCUUCUACAUCGCAGCCCGUCUCUUCGCUGGGCACCAAUCGUUCGGAACGGGUGCGAGAUCUACGCAAGUUGGGCAAAGAGGCUGGCCGAGAAAUUAGAGGCUUGCAAGACGCGCUUGAUGGUCGGACUAGUACGCUGAAUGGCGUCUCUGAAAUUACGGAAUAUGACGAUGCUGGGAGUGUCCCAUCAACGAUCCCUGGGCCCUCUCGAAUCUCUGUCCCAACCUACCGCGCCCCAACCGAGGACUCGAAUUAUUUGCAGCGGAAUUUUGGAAGUGGUUAUCGCCCUUUCGCGGAUCUGGUGCCGCUUGCUGGUCAGUCCGUCAGAUCCUCUAUCGCCAAUGCUCUGCCCUCCCAAGCCACCAGAAAGCCACCGCCUCUACAAUCGAGAAAGAAUCAGGUUGAUUCCGUGGAUUUUCGCUCUUUGGGGGCGCCAAGUAGUAGCAAUGGAGACGAGUAUGCCAACAAGGCCAAUCAGCUAAAUUCCUACCAACUCGCUCCGCAACCAAAAACGACAGCUGCUUCCCUCGGCCGUUAUGGGGAUUUCCUUGCUCAGCCAAAACCGUUGCAGCGCUUGGCCGCGGAUAUGAUGACACCGGAACCGAGAGCCAAAGGCCGCCAGCAACCGGAUCUUCGACGUGCUCAACAACUCUGCGACACGAUCACCAGCCUCGAUUUUGCUCGCGCGGAAUGGGAUCGACGCCGGAAGGCGUGUGAGAAACGUUUCGACGCUGAAUGGGCCGAACUGAUCGCCGACCGCGCUGAGCUCGAUGAGAGGAAGAAGGAGUUUGAAGAGCGGAUGCAGCGCGAGACUUCCAACUUUGAGAAGCUGAAAAAGGCUCAGAAUCGUGGCGCCAACGAGAAGGACAAGGAGCGCGAUCGCCAGCUGGACGACGCGAAGCAGCAGAACGCCAAGCUAUUCUCGCAGAAGACGGAUAUCCAGAAUCGGCUGAAGAAACGGGACGCGGAACUGGAGGCUGAAAAGGCGGCACGGGAGACAGAACGCGAUAGAGCUACCCGGUUACAAGGACGCGUCGAACACUUGCAGCAAGAAGUGGCACAACUGCGCGGUCGUGUAGCUACCGGACGAGCGGUUGAAGACAGGACUGUGGCUGCAAAUGCACGCGACAUGCCGAGGCAGCAGUUGCAGAUGCGGAAGAGCUAUGGAUCGGGCGCGGAUAGCGGCUUCGGAUCAACUCAAUCCCUGGGCUCGGUCGCACAUCGAAGACCGUUGAGCGGAAAGAAUGUCCACUGGUCUGACCAUAACCCCAUCCAGCCCACCGCUCCUCCGCUGCCAACGAUGCCCUCCACGUCGUUUGAUCCGGAAAAUAUGUCUUACUUCGAAACAACCGAUGGCCGUUUCGGAAAAGUGCGCACGUUCGUAUCUGGACAUUGGACAAAGGAAACUACCACUCCGUGUGGCUGCAAAUUCUACGAAUACCACAACGGCGACCGUUACUGGAAAGGUUGUGGAAUUACGGUCUAUUAUUUCUUGGAACGUGGCGCCACAGAGGUGGCCCUAGCUAACGGAACUGUCAUGCGCCACUAUGUGGAUGAACAAUUCGAAAUCUUCCGUACUAAUGGCGAAAUGACAUUGAUUCGGCCGGAUGGGACUCGCACGGAGAUGAAGCGUCGUCAGAAUGGGACAUUUGGGACGGAAAGUUAUGCCCUUGCGCGGGACCCCAGUCGUUCUACGUUCAAUGGACGAAGGCCCUUGAACCUGCACGUGGCCGAAUGUGACGCGUGGAUUUGGUAUGACGAAGGGAAUGUCAAAAUUAACAUUGACUCUUCACGACUUCAGAUCCAACUUCUUGCCGCCGAUGAUGCCGGCACAAUCAAGCACAUCCAAAUGAAUGGCGACCGAAAGGAGAAGCACCAGUGCGUCGAGUGGAGUGCGAAGGCGCGUCGCGAGGCUCGACUCCGAGCCGCAAUGAUC
Molecule: messenger RNA, 2517 nt
Organism: Mesorhabditis spiculigera
Lineage: Eukaryota; Metazoa; Nematoda; Chromadorea; Rhabditida; Rhabditidae
Source: the annotation of a GenBank genome assembly